Molecule: messenger RNA, 4515 nt
Organism: Liolophura sinensis
Lineage: Eukaryota; Metazoa; Mollusca; Polyplacophora; Chitonida; Chitonidae
Product: NLR family CARD domain-containing protein 4-like
Exons: 6
Coding region: 122-2704 (860 amino acids)
Biological process (GO): regulation of apoptotic process
Source: RefSeq, a predicted model, not a curated record
UUCAGUUAAGACUCCAUUUGCUGUCGGAUGGUCAUACAGGUACUGAUAAUACGCCAACAGUCUGACUUAGCUAAAAGCUGGUUUAGCUUUAGCUUUGCUUGGCCAAAAACUGUCAAGAACAAUGCCACGAAAGACAUUUGAUGUGCAUGGAAGGAUGAAGGGAUCUUCCAAGACCACAUCCGGUAACUUUGAAGAGAUGCAUGUGCCUACAGAAACCUUACCAACCAACGACACUGAUGGUGUCCAAGGCUCUGCGUGGUUUUUUCUGCAUGGUAAUAUGGCUGUGUGGUUAGUCCAACAAAAUCGAGUCAUACUGGUAGAGAGAGGAGGCUUUCAGAAUUUCCGAGAUUUCCUGUUACAGUGCAGUGUAUUUACACUUCAUGAAGUGGAGACUAUUGAGGCAGAGAAGACCAGACAUGGCCAAAUGUCAUCGUGUUUGGACACACUGAGCCGUAAACCAGACACGAUUAUACAAAUGUUCUUCAUGACUCUCGAGAAAGCCGACAAAGUUCUCUACAGUCAGCUUGUAUGGCCAGUGCCAUCUGAAUCUGAUGUAAAAGAAGUCACAUCCAAGACAGAGGUCCACCAGCAAACAAACCUGUCUUUGACACAGACUGAACUUGCCGAAUGGUACAAACGUGUUCUGUCCAAACUGCAACCUCUUCCAUGGUGCAAAUGGUUUCAAGUAAAUCUUGACCAGGUGUUCACUAAUCUCACGAUUGUGCCGUCCCUAAAACACCGGUUAUCAAUAGAAUCUGAGGAAAAACUAAGGCACGGUGAACCUGAUACCAUGAAAUUCCUGACCAAAUUUCUCUGGUCUUCAAACAAAAGAACAGUAGCGUUUGUGGAAGGACCUGCCGGUUUCGGCAAAACUACGCUGUGUCGACAUCUAGCCUAUGUCUGGGCAACGUCCAAUAAGGCAAUUUGCGAUCGUACCUUCGAUCUCGUCUUCAUCCUGGAAGCUCGAGCUCUGUUCGGCGAUUUUAAGGACUGUGUUCUCAAGCAGCUAUUCCCAGACGAUUUUAAACUGGAUGGAGACGACAUAUUCAGCUGCAUUACUGGCGUUGACAAGGACUGUCUCUUCAUUAUUGAUGGCGUUGACGAGCUAACCGGAAAUGGCAAGGAUGUGAUUCUGAAAAUCCUUGGCGGAAAUUCGCUCAGACGUUGUAAUAUUCUACUGACAGGGCGACCGGAAGUGUCUGGAGAAUUCAUCGAACUCGUUGACAAACACCUGAAAAUAAUCGGGUUUUCAACCAAAGAAACACAAUUCUACAUCAAAAAAUAUUUCGAAGGACGCUCUGUCGGACUCAGAGACAAGCUUCUUCAGAGUUUGGACACCAACAAGCGCCUGCGCGAACUUGCUGUGAAUCCUUUCACCGCGAUGCUCUUGUGUGUCCUGGCAGAGGAGAAAGACGGGGCUAUUCCAUUACACCACACAGACGUACUGAAAGAAGUAAUACUGACUACCUGCAAACGGUAUGUUCACAAACUUCAGAAAUCUUCUUCAGGUGAAGAUAAAACUUCUUUUACAGUAAACGAGUUAUUAGAAGCGGCAGGUAACCUAGCCUACAAAGGUUUCACCAUGAACAGUUUGGUUUUCCCUGAAGAAUAUGUACAGACGUUUUGUGGAGCAGAUCUGGGCAGGCAUGUGUUAAAUUCUGGCUUGUUGUACAGAGAUUUCACAGUGUCCAGACUUCACUCCGUUGGCUACUGCUACUUCCCGCAUAAGUCAAUACAAGAGUUUCUUUGUGCUCACCAUCUGCGAAACAUUAAUCCGUCUGAUCUUCAACAAAAACUACAGUCGCUGCCACCUAACUAUCAUACAUCCCGUGGUGUUUUCAGGGUGUUGUUUGAUAUGUUUGAAACGCCGACGCCAGCCUUAAAGGCCUUGCUGUUACACUUUCUUCAGUGUUUAUUCACGAUAAAAAAUCAGGCUCACGAAUUCAGGCUACAUGUUGGGCUUGGUGAUCUCGCAGAAGCAAACACCAAAGUUAACCUCUUAGAUGUGUCAGCCGAGAUUAUCGGCAAAACUGACAGCCUACACAAACAAAUGUGCAAACAUUUGGUGUCUAAUAUCGACCACCAGAAGACACAGCCGUCUUCCUAUUCCUACUUAGAACAGAAGGUGCUGCAGAAAGACACUUUCAAGCCGAUUGUUGUUGCUGUGGAUCUGAAGCUUCAGAGAGACCCUCGUAAGUCACACAUGUGCCCGAACUCUUGUGUUGGAAGACCGAACUCUGUGGAGCGAACUGUGGAUGGACUUCAUCUUAAGGCGUCCGUGUGUGUUCCGUAUUUUCGAGAAAAGGUGCUGCAUUAUUACGAACAUCGCUUCAGGCGUUAUCCAGGACUGACUUUACCAUGGGUUCACUGCGAGAAUAUCAACACAGCUAACGCGCUUGUGAAGGAUGACAUCACUGUUGACGUUGUCAGUGUCACACUUCUGCCAGGAAUCUUCACACUAAAGGAUUUGCGAACUCUCCUCGCUCGUCGCAGAACAGGUGGAUUGUUCUUGUUGAAUCUAAAUCACCCGCACGACGAUUAUUUGGAAUUAAAUAUCCUCUCUGUUAUGAAGUCCAGCAAAUGCCGUCAGCUGUACGUUCACAGGUGUUCUCUCCAAGACAGUUGCCAAAGCCAUCGCAGUUUAGUGUACAGUUUUCAAUGGUCCCCUCAACAACUGUUUUACGACAGGUUUUGUCCUUACUGACCACGAUGUCCAGAUUGGUUUACCGUUGAAUGGGGGUGAUUGCUCAACAGUUUACAUCUACGCAAAAUUGUUCCAAACUUUGCAAAAGCACAUUCAUGUUGAGUGACUUUAUUUCGCUUGGCCAAUGAAAGUGCCCAAUCAAGGGAGGUCACUCUCAGCGAACAUAUAAGUAUGGCAUACACACUCUACGCCAAGAGCACGUGCAAUAUACAUUGUAAAAGCGUGGUCAGAAACACAAAUAAAUGCCCAGUGGCUAGUCCAGGGCUAAAAAGAAAAGAAAGAGAAAGUUUAAGCUAAGAAGACGUACUUGUGAGAAUAGGUCAUCGAUGUUGCAAAUCAGCGUCCAAAUACGACACAAUUUUUUUCUUGUUAAGAGCCCUUUUUUUCUUUGGUGGGUGGGGGGGGGAAGCUUUUUGAAAACUUUGAUUAUCUACUUCUUAAAUGUAUAUCAUGCUCUCGUGGUCGAUAUGAAAACUUCGAUGUGGUACUGCAAGAAAACCAAAAGAUUCUUCUGCUCAAUAAACUCAGCAAAUUGUGAGCAUUAGUUUCUCCCAAAUUGAAUUAAAGUCAACAAAACACAUCUGCCACUGUUGGCACCAGUACUAUGUAAAAAACUGCCAGCAACAUGCGGAUGGUCGUGGGUUUCCUCAGUGCACUGCCUGGUUUCCUUCCACCAUAAUGCUGGCCGCCGUCGUAUAAGUGAAAUAUUCUCGAGUAUCAAAUAAAUAAAUAAAUGUAAAAGACUAAAGAGAUAUAAUUAAAGACACACAGCAUAGAGAGUAAGACAAGAACAGCGACGACAGUGUAAUGGCUGGCAAAAUGAUCACACGUAACCCGUGAAAUACGGGUAUUCGUCUUACACUGUUCAUGUAAUUGCAUGAACAGUGGCAAGUUACACGGCCCUAGUACCCCAGCUUAAGGAGAAUUAGGUCAAAAUGAAGUGAUGUUAAUUGCAAUUUUUUAGACUUCACCGGUCUAGAAUUACUUAAAAUGCUGUGUUGUCAUCCCAUUUAACAUACAAUUCCAUUAAAACAAUGCAAAGGGACAAGGCCUAGGGGAUAGUUAGUCCACCAGCAGAAUCCUGGUUUAUGCAGGAAAACAUUAUAAUUAAAGACAGUGUGAUAGCUGUCAAAUGGUCACAGGUAACUUGUGAAAUACGUCCUCUUGUCAAUCUACCUCAGUCAAUGUUUGUUAUUUUAGCACCAUGGCCUAAUCAGAAUUAGGUUAAAAAAUAUGCAGUGAUAUUAAUUGCAAUUUAUUGCAAUUGCAAUUUAUUAGACGUCACUGGUCUAAAAUAGUAAUAGUAAUACCAGAGCAUCGACGACAGUGUUGCACUUGGCAAAUUGUCACACAUAACGGGUGAAGUACGACCUCCUGUCAGUUUACGAAUAUAUUCUAACUGUUCUGUAAAUGUUUUAACAGCAUCAAUUUACGAGCAAUAAACCCGUACGAUACGUAAUCCUGAUUUUGAGAUUGAUUUUAAUUUUAUAGGAAAUGCAAAUACACAUUGUCUGUAGGUCUAUUUUGUGCACGGUGUCAGACUUUUAUUCCCAAUACACGAUUGCUUCACAUUAUCAAAGAUCUCCAUAACACAAAUAUUAUUUACCGCUUUACACUAAUCAAUGAACGUCAUGCAUAAUAUAACAUGCAGCGGAAUCAUAAACCUUGGUGGGUGUUGUAUAAAUAUUUUAACACCGACCAAGCCCUUACCGUGUAUGAGUUAUCGCCCAUGUUUACUGCGCAUGAUCUCAGCUAUAUACCUGGUAAGCGGUUAUGUAAUAGACCAAGAGGCUUAAGCCCAAUAUGUACUG